Vespa velutina is the source of this 3258-nucleotide messenger RNA. RefSeq lists its product as uncharacterized. Gene Ontology annotation, biological process: axonemal central apparatus assembly; epithelial cilium movement involved in extracellular fluid movement. The coding region runs from base 1 to 3258 and encodes 1085 amino acids. The transcript has 5 exons. NCBI's taxonomy places the organism in Eukaryota, Metazoa, Arthropoda, Insecta, Hymenoptera, Vespidae. Gene Ontology annotation, cellular component: axonemal central apparatus. The record is from RefSeq and is a predicted model, not a curated record.
AUGUCGAAGAAAAAAUCUGAGAAAACGGUGACCUCUGUGAAAAGUAAAAAACAAUACAACGAAAAUGCAUGGCAAGAGCUUUUGGAAUCAUUAUCAAUUAAUGACGAUCAUUGGUGGUGUAUCGUGACAAUGAUGAUAGAGACUAAGAGUGAUCAUGCACGAUGUGUGUCGAUGUUUAACGAAGCUGCAGAAGAGGGGAAACGAAAAGCGAUUUAUACUCUCAGCCAUCAGAAAAUGUUAGCUAACGUUAGGUCACUGUCUAGACAGGAUCCAGAUAAAUGUCCAGUUCUACAACGAGUUUGCCAUCAUGCCAACAAGCUACUUGAAGCUAAUAUUGAAUCUACAUGGUUGUUAGCACGCGUUAUCAAAUAUAUGGUCUAUCGUGCUAAAAUAGAAUCGGUGAUUAAGAUCAAGAAGGAACAGGAAUUAAAACGAGCUAUCGAUGAUGAAUAUCGUAUUAUGCAGACUGUUAUUGAUCCAACUACGUCGAGAAGUGUUAAAAAAAAGUACGAUCAGUCCUUGAGAGGUAAAGCCAACACUCGGCUUAGAAUUCGAGAAGAAGAAUGGAGAGACAUAGUUUACGUCGAUGAUGCUCCACUCGACGGACCUAAUCUAUACGUCGUUUUAACGGGUUUUCACGAUCCUGAUCUAUUCGUAGAACUAAUGAACAUUGGUGUACCUAUGACUUGUAUACUCAAGAUAAAAAGACCUGGUGAAACAUUAGAACAUGUUUCGUUAUAUUACAACGAAGAAAAAAAUCAAAAUGUCAAUAGAAUGUGGUUACCCUUUCCUGAAACUUACACCGUCGAUAAAGUCGAUCUUUAUAAAUUCUGGACAUCAUUGAAAAACACUUUAAAAGAUCCACAAGCCAUUCAAAUAUUUUCAAACGUAGCGUUUCUUACUUACAAGCCACCAUUUUUGGCAGAGACAUUUGAUGACUUUGAAUACAAAAUUCUCAAAAAGGAUAUUUUCGAUAAAAUAUCCUUUAUCGUGUACGAUCUUUACGAUCUUCUUCGAAAGCAUUCCAAUUACCUUAGAAGCAUGUUAAUCCAGCGUUACGACAUCGAUGAGAAGGAAGAAGCUGAGGCUAACAUCUACCGUGCAAUUCUCGAUGCUCUACCAACGGAAUGCGUCACCGUGCCAACAUUACUUAAUGCUCUUUUACUGCAGGUCGAAGCCAACUUAGACAUCCUAGUAGAUCGAUCGUUCCAAGAGGAAAAUGUUCCAGCAAAGGAAAAUGUCGUCGAAAAGGAAAAGAACGAGGAAGAGGAAGUGCCAGUUGAGAGUAUCGAUGACAAUGAAGAUUCGUGGGUUAGAAAAAGAGUCAAAAAUUUAAACGAAAAGUACAAAGUUAAAACGUAUAAAAAUAUAGUAGAAGAGAAUUUCAACGAAUUACCAAUCGAAUUAAUUCUUCAUGGAGACAAAUUGACUCUGAAUACUCGUCACAUUAAUUUGGAUAAUAAUAUCAAAAUGAUGUUGAAUCUAUCCGAUGAUAAGACCUUGGCUGAUUCAAUUUUGCAAGUUUAUCAAGAUCCUAGAAUAGUCGAUUGUUGGUUACAUCAUGAAGAAUUAACAGAAACCAAAAUGAAGGAGUACGAUUGCUAUAUCAAUAAUAUAAUCAAAUACUUUGAUUCAAGUGUUCAAAUCUGUCGAGAGAACAUAUUCCAUUAUUUGCAUUUUUUGAUCUUCGACAAGAUGAUCUAUGGCAAUCUAUUCAAAGAAAAGGAUGAAAAAAUUGAAACGCUAUCAAUUAUUUCUCCUUCAGAAUCUCCGCGUAGAUAUUCAACGUAUCCUUCGUUGUUUUUGCCAAAAGAUAAAAAAAAGGAGUCAAAAUUCUUUUCGAAAAGCGACACUGAGAUAGAUUAUGGAAAGGCCGUGGCUGCAUUCUUGAGUUGUCCAAGUCUCUUUGGACUCACCGAUAUAAGGGAAGUUUUGUUACCGAGUUAUUUGGAGAAGAAUGUCUUCGAGGAAAGAAAUAAAAGAAUGCAAAGAAUAGGAGAACCACUUGAAGAAUACGAUGACGUCGAAUUACUUCCAAAAAAGAUUCUUCUACAAACCCUUUACGAAUGCUUCCAAAAUUUCGAACGUUUCGAGAAAAGAUAUUUUGAACCGACGGAUUCUAUAUUAUUGUAUUUCAGUAAUGAUUAUGUAAUAGGUGAUGUAUCCGAACGUACGACCGUAUCUAUCUUACGUACACCAGUUUGUCUACGAGAUUUCGUUAAGUACGUAUAUAAAGAAGAGAUCGAUUGGAUAAAUCAAGAAGAAGAAAAAUAUCGAUUAGAAUUGAUGAAGAAAACGAGUAAAUCGUCGUUCGGUCGAAUUAAUUCUAUGGAAGACGAACUUCGUCUUUAUUUCGGUGAUGAACAUUUUAUUCUUCCGAAUUCAUUGAAGGCUCAGGAUUUAAAAAAAAAAUUACAGGCCGACUCGAAACGAAAAGAUUUUUCAAGACUCGAUACACCUAGGACGGAAGUAAAGGGUGAGAAAAAUAUUCUCAAGGAUAGUGAAAAAAAGAAAGGUGGUAAAACGUUGAGCGAAAAAAUCUCGUUGAAGGACAAGAAACAGAAAACGAACAGAGAAACAAAUGAAAUCGACACUUCCUUUUUACCUCGAAGGAAGAUCCUAUCUUUCGAGUCUGCCAAAGAGGAUGAACCUCACGAGUUCAUAGGGUAUGACCUCGGGAACUUGCGAGUUCAGAUAGUCGAGAAGAGUAAGAUCUUCAAUUCGAAGGAUGGUACGUUCGUACGAGUGAAUCUCGAGACUUGGCUUUACGAGAAGGUGGAUUUACGUAUUGCCAUUACCCUUGUUGGUUGUACCCUACGUUUGUUCGAAAAACUCAACGAUCGUAAAAUGUCGAACGUUUUUCAUGUUACCACAAACAAAGGGAUCGUUCUUGCUUUUUCCAAAAAUAUCGAACCUUUUAAUACAACUCCGAACGAGUUCUAUUGGAAGGAAUUGGAAUUUGAUUUUCAUGCCUCUUGGCCAUCAGGUUUGACGAUUUCACCAGUUACCGGGGAUGGUCCUGAAAAUCCUUUUUACAUUAGCCAGUCAUAUAUUUCUAAAGCACCUGAAGACGCUACCCGAGAAGCUUAUCGAAAAUUUUUAAGGAAUGGUACGGUUUUGAAAUUUCUCGAUGACAAUACCGUCAUUGUAUUGCGUCCGAAUGGUGUAGUCAUUGAAUGCACAUCAUUCGAGGAUAUAACAAUGGACGAAAAUAAUCUCGAGGAAGGUAAAAGAUUUCUUGUUAAGAAUUAUUCGUAG